CAUCAUCAUCCUUUGUGUAAACACAGCAUGCUCUCCAUCGCAUUCGUCGCUCCCCAGACUCGCAAAAAUAAAUAGCAUGAAUGGCAUUCGGCCGGCGGUUUGACACCGAAAAGUGCCUGCCCAUUGGUGCUCUCCCCCCCCCGCGCGCUUUUCUCAUCUCCUCGUUGCACCAACGGCUGGACCGUUGCGAGGCACACCCCAAAUUCCAAGCACCAACCAACCCGUAUCUACUGAGGACAGUCAACCCCCCGUAUGCGCACGAUUCGAUUUGUGACUUGUCCUGCCACAUCAUCUUCUUCAUGCUCGCCCAGACCAGACUCCUCCGCUGAUCACCGGGUACCACAUACAUACCCUCCUCGGUCAUUAGAUAUAUCGGAUGCUCACGUGAACGUUGGAACACCGACGCAUACAGCAUUGCCAAGCUCAUCGCUCAACCUGCACCGCUCCGAUGCUGAUGUAGCAGUUCAAGCGAACCAACAAAGAGGCGCGAUCUAUCUGACGUUCGGCGCACUCCAGGCGACGGCAUCAUCCAUGGCGGCUGCAGCAGUAGCAACGAUGGAGCCACCUUUUGCUCCGCAGGAUCCUGUACAGCUCCUCAGCGCCAAUGCUGCGGGUGCGGGUACGGGCAGAACGAGGAAGAGCAGCGAGCAGCAAGAAAACCGCGCGUCAAGUCAAGCAGCCAGUGGCGCUCAAUAUGCAGCUGCAGACGGUAGCAGCGGCAGCAGCCCAGCUCGGCCACCACACUCGCCUGCAUCCCAUCCGCUCCCCGCCUCGCCUCACACGGCGGGCGCUCCCUCGUCUCCGCGCCGCGAUCGCUUGAGUCGGACACACAGGCCCGCAAUGGCAUCCUCCACGUUGCUUGCCUUUGCGCACCAGAGUGCGUCAGAGCAGACGCAGUCGCAAGUGCGUAUGCUCGGGCAGUCGCCGACCCUGUCGACUUCCCCGCUGCCGGGCGCGUCGCGCUACCAUCCCCACCACCACGGCGCAGGUGCGGACAGCUUUGGGACCUGGGACGCUGGCAGCGAAUCAGCAGCGGCAGUAGGACAUCGCAGUCACACUGAACUAUGGUCCGCCCUCUCUCCGCCCGGCUCGCCAGCCGCUUCCUUUGUCUCUGCGGUCACCCCGACGAGGCGUCGCGACUCGCUCGGAUCCCGCCCACACUCGGACAGCCGCGCGAGCGCGCACCUCGCUAUCCCGCUCUACGCGCCCCUGCCACCUUUCUCUGCGCCCGAGUCAGGUUCUGUUUCGCGACCCUCGGCAUCAGCUCACGAUUGCGAUCAUGAAGCGCGGUCGCCGGGCGCGCCGCAGUCGCACGACAACGCCGCAGACUCCGGAGCGGAGAAGCACCAUGAGUUGGACGCGGCCAUGGAGCGCAGACGUACGGGCGGCUGGAGCAAGCAUGCUCGCAGAUGGUCCAACAGUUUCGGCCGCAGUUCGUCGCAGUACUUACAGUCAGCCAGCCCGUACCUUCGCGCAGGGCUGAACGAGCUGUACGACAUCUUCAACAUGGAGGCCGACACGUGCGCCUCACCGAGCCUGCUCCCAACUGCCAAUUAUCCACAGGGCCACGCCAGUCCGACGCGCAGCCAGAGUGGGACCGGCGCUGCGUCGCCCUCCAAGGGCGGCGGUGGCGUUCUGCCAAGGCGCAGGGACUCGCAGAGCAGCGAGCAUUCAAUCCUCUUCGGCAGUCCCCCACAAUCGCAAACCCAAUUUAGCUACGCGCACGGCAGCCAAAAUGGCCAUUUUCACUACGCGUGGGCGAUGAGGGAGGAAGGCAGCCACACGACCACAUGUUCGUCCAGCGCCAGCGGCUGUGCAGAUCACGGCCGCGCGAGCAUCGACACGAACGCGACGUCCGUCGCAUCGUCCUCAGCGUGCACCUCUCUACGUGCAGACGGGGAUGACGAGCAAGUCCUCAUGAGCCUCGAUAUGGUGCAGGGUUGCUCCGCUUCGCAACAUACGAACAGCUACAUUCCGCUGAACGAUGCCAGCGACCCGCCAGCCGCAUGUAUGGACGUGGACGUCGAUAAAGGUAUGGACAGUCCGCGAGGGGGGCGAGGACGCGCGCUGGGCCGCAGUCAGUCUGCGCGUGUCUCUGCGAGUUCCAGCCUCGUAGGCGAGCAAGCGGGAUUUGGAACUGCUGAAGAGAAACGUCGACACAUGCUGUCGCAUAUCUCUCGCGCACUGCGCGGCAACGCUGGCUUGACGAGGAGAGACAACGGGCGGGCGGCUGGUGACGCCAAGCGACCGAGCUCGCUGCAGGGCAGACAACCGCAGUCGCGCGCGUCUGCCGACGCGGACCACGGUGCGGGGGUGGAUAGUGCGAGCUUGCAUAAGCGAGAUUCGGCGCACCGGCAGCGCAAGUUCAGCAAUCUGUCUCCUCUAGGGGCGCCGCUGGCGCUGCAAUGGGCCUGCGACAGCGGCAGGGUGGCGGAAAGGAAUGUCGUCGUACAUGAGCUGCAUAAGGGUCUCGGUCAGGCUGUGAUCCAGUUACCGACCAGGCGCAAGGUAGCGGCAUACCUCGGUUCGAGCGCUGCGAUCGUCGCGGGCAUAUGUGUACUCGAGGUGAUACUGCAUCCCGACGCGUUCUCCGUCAGCCUCAUCUACUUUUUCGGCGCGCAAGUUGGUCUCCUUCUGCUCGGUCUCGUUGCCCUCGCCCAACACUGGCGAAGCCCGAUGGCGCUGUGCUCGCGCGCAAUUCGCGCGCACGCACUUGCGCAGGUACUCGUAUCCUUCUCCGCCUUCAGCAACCUCUCGUCGACCGCUUCGUAUCGCCCGCACCACCACGCCAUCCGCGCCGCGCAGCAGCUGCACCCGCGCUCCUUCUCCGGCGUUGCAGUCACUGCCACUGAUGCGGAAUCGGGGCCAGCCAGGCUAUCAAGCGCGAGCCUGCACGCGCACGACACAGACGUUGGCAGCAUCAGCAACCGCAUCAUGUACCUCUUCGGCUUUGUCGCGCAGGCGCUGCUGCCGCUCGCGCUUGCCAUCGGCUUGCAGUUCUACAGCGGCCGCCUGCUUGGUUCGCUGAGCAACAAGGUUGUGAAGAAGGGCGAAGGAGCUAUCCGUGCUCAGAUACAUGGUGAUUGCGCGGGGCAGGGCGACAACGCUCAUGCCCGUGAUGCUAGCUCUGCGUCUUUCCGACUUGCCAUGGCGCUACGUGCCGAGUCCCAAGUAGGGCAAGACCAAAUGCUAGGGUUGUCGCCAGCGCUACGCUGCAGCUCGCCCUCGAUCCUCUCGGCGCCUGCGCCAUUGUCCACCAGCCCAGAAUCAUCGCCGUCGUUCGUUGCUGAGCGCGCCGCGCAGAUCCUGGGACUGAGACACAUUGGCGCGGUGGAGCCUUUACCCCUGCCACCACGGUCUCCGCUGCCCAGAGCCAAGCGAGCGCACAAGAAGAGCGCAUCCACUUCGCACAUCAAUCUCGAAGAGCUGCUCGUACCGUCCUGGUCUGCAGCAACAGUAGCAGCAACGUCUUCUUCACCCUUCAGCCUGCCAGGCGCAACGCCGGCAUCGCCUCCGUCAUCGUCCUCGCUGCCUGCACACCACCCUUCCGCUUCGACGCCUCGUUCUGCGUCGACGCUGCCCAUCAACGAGCGCAAGAAGAUGGCCUGACCAGCGAGGUGCACGUAUCUACCCACCGAACCGUUUUCUGCGCAUCCUUCAUGCUUCUAAACCUUGCAAUCCAAAGAAGACCCGCAACUGGAGCCUUCCUGGCUGGCGUGCCGGAACCGCCGCUCGCUUCAUUGUAUUUUUACUGCCACUGUCGCUCCCCGCUUCUGGUUCCGCUGCAGUGGCACACUGUAUACAAUACAACGAAAGAG
Messenger RNA from Tilletiaria anomala UBC 951, 3818 nucleotides. RefSeq lists its product as uncharacterized. Lineage: Eukaryota; Fungi; Basidiomycota; Exobasidiomycetes; Georgefischeriales; Tilletiariaceae. The transcript has 3 exons. The coding region runs from base 253 to 3609 and encodes 1118 amino acids. The record is from RefSeq and is a predicted model, not a curated record.